This is a messenger RNA of Peniophora sp. CBMAI 1063, 318 nucleotides long. The record is from the annotation of a GenBank genome assembly. NCBI's taxonomy places the organism in Eukaryota, Fungi, Basidiomycota, Agaricomycetes, Russulales, Peniophoraceae.
GUCUACAACUACACAUUCACCUACGUCCUCCCCCCAGGCGCGCGCUCCCUGGGCCUCGAAACCGCCCUCGCAUUCUGGGGCAUCCUGCUCCCCGUCGCGCGCGCGACGGGCGCGUGGGACGCGCAGUACGACCUCUGGUGGGCGGAGUUUCUGGAGGGGCGCGGCGUGAAGGGCGUCAGCAAGGACACGUGGAGCAUGUUUUUGGAGUUUGUGAAGAGCAUUGAUGCGGGGUUCGAGAAUUACGAUGAGACGGAAUCGUGGCCGUCGACGAUCGACGAUUUCGUGGCGUAUGCGCGCGAACGGAUCGGCAAGACAUGA